AUGGAUGGGCUCGAUAUUUGCUCUAUAGGCCUUCCAGAUUUGAGGCUAAAACUCAGCAUUAUCCCUCAAGAGCCAACUCUGUUUAGAGGAAGUGUUAGAACAAAUCUUGAUCCAUUAGGCCUUUACUCUGAUGAUGAGAUUUGGAAGGCCCUAGAAAAAUGCCAACUUAAGUCAACAAUCAGUGAACUACCAAACUUACUAGAAUCUUUUGAGGAGAACUGGAGCAUGGGGCAGAGGCAACUCUUUUGCCUAGGAAGGGUCCUUUUUAAGAGGAACAAGAUCUUGGUUCUCGACAAGGCGACCGCCUCAAUUGACUCGAACACGGAUGCCAUUUUGCAUAGGAUCAUCGAGGAGGAGUUCUCCGACUGCACAGUGUUAACUGUGGCGCAUCGCAUUCCAACUGUGAUUGAAAGCGACAUGGUGCUGGUCAUGUCUUAUGGCACGCGUUCUUCGCGGAUGAAGUUGGUGGAGUAUGAUGAACCUUCAAGGUUUAUGGAGAUUAAUUCUUCAUUUUCAAAGCUUGUGGCUGAGUAUUGGUCUAGUUGUAAGAAGAAUCACUAG
Messenger RNA from Salvia splendens (bonfire salvia), 561 nucleotides. RefSeq names its product ABC transporter C family member 8. The coding region runs from base 1 to 561 and encodes 186 amino acids. The transcript is spliced from 4 exons. The record is from RefSeq and is a predicted model, not a curated record. Lineage: Eukaryota; Viridiplantae; Streptophyta; Magnoliopsida; Lamiales; Lamiaceae. Gene Ontology annotation, biological process: transmembrane transport. Gene Ontology annotation, cellular component: membrane. Gene Ontology annotation, molecular function: ATP hydrolysis activity; ATPase-coupled transmembrane transporter activity; ATP binding.